Lentinula edodes (shiitake mushroom) is the source of this 867-nucleotide messenger RNA. RefSeq lists its product as uncharacterized. The transcript is spliced from 4 exons. Gene Ontology annotation, molecular function: nickel cation binding. NCBI's taxonomy places the organism in Eukaryota, Fungi, Basidiomycota, Agaricomycetes, Agaricales, Omphalotaceae. The annotation marks the transcript as partial. The record is from RefSeq and is a predicted model, not a curated record.
AUUCUGCUCUCCGACAGCAAUCUUCCCACUGGCUUUUUUGUCGCCUCCUCCGGUUCUGAAUCAUCAUGGAUUCAGUGGAACAACACAUCAAAUCAUCAGCCUGCUCUUCCGUUUGUCUCCGAUGCUCAUCGGGUGGUUCAGGGAGCAACGAUCAGAGAGCUUCAGAGAGGAUGGUAUUUUCGGAGGAUUCAAGAAUUGGAUGAGCUCUACAAUGUAAUGCCAUUGAAACAUGUAACGAAGCGCGCUUCAAAGUUCCAGGGUGUCGCUCUGCUCACCUUGUACACCAAAGGUUCCUCAAUCCCUCUUCAUCGACAUCGACGGACAAGACCCUCGUGCGCCCGGACAUUUCAAAUAUCAAUUUGUCGGCCAAUCUUAACCGGCGCUUUAGGGUUAACUUUAGAACGAUCCCAAUAUCUUCAUAUAUUCCUCCAUGCCUGUUUUCUUCUGUCCGCUAUCGUACGCUUGAACGAAAUUGGACCGUACAAUGCUCAACAAAUACUAUUACACGUUUCGCUAGGGAUUAUCAAUGCUGAGAUGGAUAGGUGUGAAGAUUUGCGUUCAUCAAUACACUUGAACCUCGACUCAAAUAGAUCCAAAAAUUCGGGAUAUUUCUACAAUGGACCUACAAAUAAAUGGCCUCUAGGCGAAACUCUUGGUGCAAGGCAUGACUUAAAACCCUCGGGAAUCUUCAAUUCAUGGUGUUCGACAGUCUCUAGUGUAUCCUCGUUCUCUUGCCUUUUUCUGGCUUCCACACAGUGUCACCCCGAAUUUGCUGAUCACGACUUAUCUUGCAACUUGACGUUGGUUUCUACCUUCCUUUCUCUCCCUGAACUGCAUUUAGGCCUGAGGGCGCUACUGGGGCGCUAG